Molecule: messenger RNA, 1359 nt
Organism: Aspergillus pseudoviridinutans
Lineage: Eukaryota; Fungi; Ascomycota; Eurotiomycetes; Eurotiales; Aspergillaceae
Product: MT-A70 family
Exons: 1
Coding region: 1-1359 (452 amino acids)
Cellular component (GO): RNA N6-methyladenosine methyltransferase complex; nucleus
Molecular function (GO): nucleic acid binding; methyltransferase activity
Source: RefSeq, a predicted model, not a curated record
AUGCCACAACACUCCAUCCUCUACGAAAAUGCAGAAAAAACGAUCUUCUUGAUUGAUAUCCCGACGUCUAUCGCGUCCGCACAGGAACUUUCGUCGGUGCAGUUGGGAGCCACACUGUGCAAUCCCUACCGUGCAGGGAUAGACAAUCACAGGAAACGUCAUCUCUUAUCUUCAAGCCCCCUACAGAAGCCGUACGCAGUAUCUACGGAGCCAAAGUCGGAUGCUGCAAGAGCUAGAGUUCUCAGUAGAAUUCCGGUCUCUGAACGAGCCUUCCAGACCGAGGUCAUUGAGCCUCUGGUUCGGGGGGCAUUGCAGGAGAUUAGCGGGGCCCACUCGGACUCUGCAGACUGGUGUCGCGUGAGAAAUGUCCGAGAGGAAGAGACGCAGCUGAAGAGAAAACGAGACGGACCUUGGAGCAGAACGUCCUUGUGCGAGGAUGGAUGCUCAGCGGAUGAUGCGCUGGGGGUGUCUGCUCCUACUAGCCCGCCGGUUAUCCUGUCGCCGGGAUUGAAUAUGUUCGGAUCCAUGGCGGAACUUUGCAACGUCAUGGUUAGGAAUACGUCUUCGGCGCAAGCGUUGCUGGAUGUCCGCUGCAAGGCGGAGGCCGAACCCGAGCGCUGCGAGGUAACGACGGCCCGUCGACAUGCCUUCUUCGCGCCGCCAUUGUCUACGUUCUUGCUGUGCUCACUGCCGUUAUCAGCAGAGGACGAGGCGAGCGGAUACCCUAUUCCGGGGCUAUCUCCGGGCCGCAAAUUCAACUUGAUCCUCCUCGACCCGCCGUGGUCGAACCGCUCCGUUCGUCGCAGUGGGCAUUAUCAGACACAGGCAUAUUCUGACAUGGGCUUACUGUCCAAGCGCAUAGGGGAUAUUCUGAAGAUCCAUCUAUCGGACAAUCCGGGGUGUGUAUCCAUCGCAGCAAUAUGGAUAACUAACGCGCCAAAGGCACGUAGAGUUGCCUACGAUGCCAUUAAGGGAGCAGGGUUGUCAGUGUACGAAGAAUGGGUGUGGAUCAAGACGACGACGAAGGGCGAGCCGAUCACGCCGCUGGACGGGCUAUGGCGGAAGCCGUACGAGAUCCUUGUUAUUGGAAGGAGAAUGGAUCCGCCAGCUGAUGCGAUUGAUGCUAUUACGCGGAGGGUCAUCGCGGGCGUCCCGGAUGUGCAUUCUCGAAAGCCAAAUCUUAAGGAGAUUUUUGAGCAGGUAUUCUUUACGAGGUCAGCGGCUGACCCGACGGUGGGUGAUACUUGCGUGGCGUACUCUGCGUUGGAAGUAUUUGCGCGUAAUUUGACUGCCGGCUGGUGGGCGUGUGGGAAUGAAGCUUUGAAGUUCAAUUCAGAAGACUGGUGGGUUGAAGCCUAA